AUGAACUCAAACAGGGCCACUAGCAUGUUGUCUUCUCUGCAUGAAUUUAGGACUCAAGAAGCUGAACAAUCUGGCGGUAAACAGUGGAACUGGAAAUAUUUAAGGGAUCAAUUUUAUCAAAAAGAUUUGGAAGGUCUAUAUAGAAGAUAUGACAAUAAGCUACGAGAAACUUUUAUUCAUAUUUACAUCUGCUUACUUAUAGUUUUCUCAACCAUUCAUAUCAUUUUAGUUGUAGUCAGUACUUAUAAUGAGCAAAUUCAGUGGAAAUCAACGUACCUGUCAAUGGGUAUGUACUUAUUGAGGGUAGCAAUUCCUGCACUAUCUCUAUGGAAAUUCUUCUACAACCCAUUAAAGAGGAAAUGGUUUUGGAUACCAAUAGUAUUCACGUGUAUAAUAACAGCAGAUCUCGUCGCAUCAGAUGUAUCAGUAGCAAUAUACAGUUAUCACGAAGGCAUACCACUGAGACCGGCGUACGAUUCAAUGGCGCUCUUAUCGGUUUAUAUUUUUUUACCCAUGAGAAACAAUAUCCUGGCGAUAUUGCUUGGUCUAAUUGUCAGCGUAAUUUACAUUAUGGUCUGCGCUUUCUUCACCUACUAUAAUGACCCAAAUAUUCAAGCAGCGGUGACAUCGGACAUUAUUUACCUGAUCGGCGUUAAUUUGAUGGGUAUUUAUUUUAGACUCAUGAAUGAAAUCGUAACAAGGCGAUCAUUUUUGGACAGACGAGCUUGCGUCGAAAGUACUUUACGACUAAAAUUUGUCAAAGAUCAAGAGGAACGCCUUAUGCUAAGUAUUUUACCAGAGCACAUCGUAUCGAAAGUACGGCAAGACAUAAGGACAAUGUUUUUAGAUAUACAAUCGCAAAGCAACACUCUCAACAUAAAAUCUUUUAACAAACUAUACGUAGAAGAACACGAAAAUGUAAGCAUUUUGUACGCGGAUGUCGUAAACUAUACGAAGAUAUCGACGACUUUGUCACCAAUGCGAAUGGUGGAGUUAUUGAAUGAGCUAUUCGGUCGUUUCGACGAAGCUUCCGAAGAAUAUGAUGUUCUAAGAAUCAAGUUCUUAGGUGAUUGCUAUUACUGUGUUAGCGGUGUACCGAAACCAAGUAAUUUGCAUGCCAAAAAUUGUGUCGAUUUAGGUCUGGAAAUGAUUAACAUAAUUAAAGACGUAAGAGAAAAACGUGCUUUGAAUAUUGAUAUGAGGAUUGGCGUACACUCUGGAAAAAUUUUAAGUGGGCUUAUUGGCAUUCGAAAAUGGCAGUAUGAUAUCUGGUCAAAAGAUGUUACUAUUGCAAGUAAAAUGGAAUCAACUGGAAAGGCGGGGAAGGUGCAUAUUACAAAACAAACGCUAGAAUUGAUCUUGGAUUUUGCACGGGAUUAUAUAAUUGAACCUAAUUUCGAAUCUCAAAACCAUCCAUUCGUGAUAAAAAAUAAGCUGGAGACAUAUUUACUUUCAAGGCCACAAAGACCUAUUUUAGAAUACAAACCAUUUCGAAGGGCAUCGGUGGGCUUUAAUAAAAUAAUUAACUCACGUUCACGCUCGAGACGAUCGGAAAAUAGGAAUUCGUUCGGAAACAUCCGUCGGACCACAUUUAUGGAUGAAAAUUUAGUCGAAUAUCAGCAAAUGUUGAAAGCAGCAGAUGCUCAAAUGGCAAAAGAAAUUGAAGAUAUGACAAAUGGCAAAGACUAUUUUAGAAAAGAAUCAAGCCUAAACAGAAUAACUUUAAUGUACAAAAAUUUUAAGUUGGAAAAAUCGUUUCUUCAAGUGCCAGAUGCUUUAUUCAAAUAUUACAUUAUUUGUUGUCUUAUUAUUUUAGUACUAAUUCUCUUAAUUAAUGGACUAACUACAAAUUGGUUCUAUGGAUUCCCAUGGUACACAUGGGCUAUUUUUGGCUCAUUAGUGACCAGCUUGAUUGUUUUACAACCAUUUAUAUGGUUCCAGUUCCUCUGGACUAAAUAUAAAGGUAUAGAUGAACCAAAAAUUCAAAUACUUCGUUGGAUUUAUGACAUAUCAGUUAAAAUUAUAAAAUCCGCAAAUAUUAAAACUGGGCUUUAUAUAUUAAUAAGUUUCGGACUUGCUGUUACUUCAAUCGUUAAUGUAAUCUCAUGCUCAAAAAUUAGUGUGGAACCUUCAACAGACACCGUUCUAUCGAACUGUGUUUCUUCGUGGCACGUUACACAAUGUUGGACUUUGGCUUUGCUUUUGAAUUUUCUGUUUAGCAGAGUGUUUUUCAUAUUUAAGUGGAUAGUAGCAGGUAUUAUGACUAUAUUUUACCUUUGGAUCGUAUGGGAAACGAAAUCAUCCCUUUUCGCUAAUGAUUUGACUUGGAAUGUUGGAUUAGACCCGAGGAUAUCGCAUACACUCAGUGUUGUAUUUAUAACUUUUACCUUAUAUUGGAUUGAUCGAACAACUGAAUAUAGAAACCGCUUAGACCAUUUAUGGCAGAUACAACUAAGUGAAGAACAAACAGAAGCGGAAACUAUGUUGAGAGUUAACAAUAUGCUUUUAGAAAACAUACUACCAGCUCAUGUUGUUCAAGUUUAUUUAGAUUUAAAUAGAUCCAUUGACGAAUUGUAUUACGAGAAAUAUGAUAAUGUUGCCGUAAUGUUUGCAUCCCUAACUGAUUAUAAGCUUGGUGUUGAAGAUGACGCAGAUUUAAGCGACAAGUUUGUUUUGAGAAUAUUGGAUGAAGUGAUUUCUGAUUUUGAUCGGUUGCUGCUGACUGGAACAUCAAUAUACAAAGUAGAAAAAAUUAAAAUGGCUGACUGGACGUACAUGGCAGCUUGUGGCUUAGAUCCAAAUCGAAGAGAAUCAAUGGAUUCCACAUCAUUAAAUUCCAUAGUAAGCAGAAAGCAAAAUAGCCCAUACAACCGUGCUAUAGUAUUGACAAUGGUUGAAUUUGCAGCGGCAAUGAUGAAGCAACUACGAAAUUUCAAUCGUGGUUCUUUUCAAAGCUUUGAGGGAUUGAACUUAAGAAUUGGCAUAUCAAAUGGGGAAGUUGCAGCAGGAGUUGUCGGCUCACUUAAACCACUUUAUGACAUCUGGGGUAAUGCAGUAAAUAUGGCAUCCAGAAUGGAUUCUACUGGAGAAGCGGGCCGAAUUCAGGUUACUGAAAAUACUGCAUUACUUUUAGACGAAUGUGGUAUUUUAACUUUAUAUCGGGGUGAAACUUUUGUGAAGGGCCGAGGAUAUAUUAAAACAUAUUUUGUACCGCUUGAUGAAAAUUUUAAUUUAAUAAAAAAGGAUCGAAGUGCUGACUACUACUAUAGCAUGGCUAACAGAAAGCGUCAUUAUAGUAUUCGAGAUGAAUAUCUAAGCGAUGUUUCAAAUGAAAGCGAUUCUAUUGAUAUACCAUCACAACCAUCGGCACGUAUUAGAAGAAAUAUAUCUAGAGACAGUAAAAUGAAUUCAAUUAAUAAUGUUAAUUAUUAUUUAAAUAAUUAUGAAGAUGAGACUGUGGAUUAUAGCCAUAGCAACUAUAACGGAGAUGAAGCAGAGGAGAACUGUGAUCUUACAGAUAAUUUUAGCUUAAGCACCCUUACGUCAAGUUCAUGUAAUUCUCCAUUAUCUGAACCAGAACUAAUAGAAACUCGAUGCUAA
Parnassius mnemosyne (clouded apollo) is the source of this 3600-nucleotide messenger RNA. The record is from the annotation of a GenBank genome assembly. Lineage: Eukaryota; Metazoa; Arthropoda; Insecta; Lepidoptera; Papilionidae.